Messenger RNA from Oncorhynchus nerka (sockeye salmon), 4197 nucleotides. Its product is annotated as zinc finger FYVE domain-containing protein 9-like. Gene Ontology annotation, biological process: endosomal transport. The coding region runs from base 335 to 3997 and encodes 1220 amino acids. Gene Ontology annotation, cellular component: early endosome membrane. The record is from RefSeq and is a predicted model, not a curated record. Gene Ontology annotation, molecular function: metal ion binding. Lineage: Eukaryota; Metazoa; Chordata; Actinopteri; Salmoniformes; Salmonidae. The transcript is spliced from 19 exons.
UCCUGAGUGCUGACGUACAACUACUACUUUCCGUCUUCAGCUGUUCCAAGUCUGGCGACAACUGAACUGUAUGUGGUGUGUUUACCUACACGGGGAGAUUUGUAAAACACAACUGAAAGGCGAUUGUUAUUGGACCUGUGUGUGUGAGAGAGAGAAUGACCGGUACAAACGGAAGGAUUUCAUGGCACUACGCGUGAAGAUGGGAAUUCCACCAAUAUGGGUGCUUGGCGCUGGCCAGACUGGAUGAGGAAGUGAGGCUGAGUGAGAAGGAGAUCACAGCUACCCAGGACUACUGUUGGAGAGGACCUCUGGACAGGGUGGAGGUACCGGACUCAUGGAGAACCACUUCCAGACAGAGGCCUUCAACCUGGAUAAAGUGUUGGAUGACUUUGAGCAGAAGCAAGAUGAGACCGACAGUCCCAGUCUGUCUGAUAAGUGGAUUCAGAUCCUGGCCCCUCCUGCCCACCUACUAUCUCCGAACCGUGCCCUGGCUUUGACCCCAGACCUCGGCCCCCUCCCCUUAAAGACCCCCCUGCCCCCUGACCCGUCAUCCAGCAACCCCCAGGGGCCCAACGCCAAAUGCCACCCCACCGCCGAGCCCCCACCCUGGGGAGAACUACCAGACUGCCGUGCAGACGUGCGGAGCCCUCCAUUCCCCCAGCCCAACAUCGGCAAGCUGGUUGGGGGUGAGGGCUCGUCUAGCCCCCCUCCGUACCACCACCACUCCUCUAUCAGCCCCUCUAGUCCAGCCAGCCCUGCCCUCAACGGGCUCAGUGAAGAUCCCUGCAAGGGGAACCAGGCAUGGGUGACCCCUUUAGACCACCACCUGCCCCCCACACCCUCAGACCCACGUACUGAUGCCCCUGUGGGGGAGAGGGGUGACGGAAGCUCCCGCGUUAGUCAAACACACUUGACCAUUGAGGAGAGGCUGGGAGGUGUUGAGGCGAUAGCAGAGAAGUUGAACUCCAAGCCAGAGACCGAGAGACCUGGUGCUUGGUCACCUAUUCACGACAGUGGUAGGGAGGAGGCUGGAAUGGCUGGGAUACAGUCACAUGAGGAAGGAAUCCCUAAGAGGGAAAGUCAUGGAAAUACUGUUAAAAAUGGAUUGAUGAAGGAGGGACCGACAGAGCGGAAGGAGUGUAGGAAUUCCUCUCAGAAGCAGACGAGGUUGAUAGGAGAAAUGGAGAAGGAGAGCAGGGGAGGUCAGGAUGGAGAGAUGGUUCUUACCAGCGGCAUGGCUACUGAGGAGGAGGACCGAGGGAGCAGGGAGGAGGAAGAGGAGGACCGAGGGAGCAGGGAGGAGGAAGAGGAGGACCGAGGGAGCAGGGAGGAGGGCCAGUCUCUCCCUCCUCACUCCAAGGAGGACUCCGUAACAGAGGAGAAGGAGAUGGAGGAGAGCAACCUAGAGAACGGAGGAGAUAGCAGUGUUCCCUCCAUACUAAACACUCGUCUGCAGCUGGUAAGUGUUCCGUUCGGUGGAGCACGUCCCAAACAACCGGUCACUCUCAAACUCCAGAUCCCCUGGCCGCUAUCCGGACAGGACCAGAACCAACUAUCACCUACCGUUAACACCACCACCACCGCCGUCUGCAAGAACAAGAACCUUGAGAACCGUGCCGGUGACAUAACCAUGGAAACCGGAACCGUCGUUGCCGGGGGUGACCCUGGUGGUUGUGUCGAGGUUGUUAACGGGGAGUUGAUGACGACGGAGACCCGUUUAGCGUUGGGCCUGGUGCCGGAGUCCGAGAGCAGCCCGGACAAUGACCUCCAGGCUGGGUGUCACCACCAGGGUGCUCUGCCCAGGAAACAGCUCUCGUCCCUGGGGGAUGUGGCCCCCGUGUGGGUCCCUGACUCCCAGGCUCCAGUCUGUAUGAAGUGCGAGAUCCGCUUCACCUUCACCAAGAGGAGGCAUCACUGCAGGGCCUGUGGAAAGGUGUUCUGUGCUGCCUGCUGCAGCUUGAGGAGCAGACUGAUUUACAUGGACAGGAAGGAGGCCAGAGUCUGUAUCACCUGUCACUCUGCCCUACUGAGUGCUCAUUCGUGGGGGGGUAUGUGUGGUGGGUCUAACCAGAGUCCUAACCCCAACAACCCAGCAGAGUACUGCAGUGCCAUCCCACCUCUGCAGCCGAUCCGCUCAGAGGGGUCCACAGGUUUCCACCCGCGGGAGCGGAGGAGGGUGCGGUUUGCAGAUGGAAUCCUGCCCAAUGGGGAAGCAGCGGAAUCCCCCAAACGCCUUGCUACCAGCCCCGCCCCCUCGCAAACAUUGGCUGUCUCACAGUGUUCCAACAAAUCCUUCACUUCUGAUUUGCGAGAGGCGUUGUCCCCUGCCCCUGCGUCCACCGUGGGAAGCCCUGUAGGCAGCUCCAUCAGUCUAAUUCCGGAGGACGGACUUCCUCCCAUCCUCAUCUCAACCGGAGUUAAAGGAGGUGUGAGGGGACACAGCACAGCAUCACCACCCUCAGACUAUGCGGUGGAGGAGCGUCCCUCUGAGAUGGUUCUGAUACAGCAGCUGGAGGAGGGAGGUCCUGACCCCUUGGUGUUUGUGCUCAACGCUAACCUGCUGGCUAUGGUCAAACUGGUCAACUACGUAAACAGGAAGUGUUGGUAUGUGACCACUAAGGGGAUGCAUGCAGUGGGCCAGGCUGAGGUGGUGGUGCUUCUGCAGUGUCUACCUGACGAGAAGAGCAUCCCCAAAGACCUCUUCAGCCACUUUGUACAGCUCUACCAGGAGGCCCUCACAGGUAAUGUUCUGACCCACCUGGGCCAUUCGUUCUUCACCCAGAGUUUCCUGGGCAGCAGGGAGCAUGGAGGGUUCCUCUACGUCUCCCCGUCUUUCCAGUCCCUCCAGGACCUGAUGCUCCCCAACCCCCCCUACCUGUUUGGGGUGUUGCUACAGAAGUGGGAGACCCCCUGGGCCAAGAUGUUCCCCAUCAGACUCAUGCUGCGGCUGGGCGCCGAGUACAGAUUCUACCCCUGCCCUCUGUUCAGUGUGCGGUUCAGGAAACCCCUGUUUGGAGAGGCAGGUCACACCAUCAUGACCCUGCUAGUGGACUUCCGUAACUACCAGUACACGUUGUCCAUGGUGAAGGGUCUGGUGGUGGACAUGGAGGUGAAGAAGACCUGCAUCAAGAUCCCCAGCAACCGAUACAACGAGCUGAUGAAGGCGAUGAACAAGUCCAAUGAACACGUCUUGGCCAUGGGGGCGUGUUUCAACGAGCUGGCCGACUCCCACCUGGUGUGUAUUCAGAACGACGACGGAAACUACCAGACACAGGCCAUCAGUAUCCACCACCAACCACGCAAAGUGACUGGAGCCUGCUUCUUUGUGUUCAGUGGUUCUCUGAAGGCAUCUUCUGGAUACCUGGCCAAGACCAGCAUUGUGGAGGAUGGUGUGAUGGUGCAGAUCACAGCAGAGACCAUGGAUGCUCUACGGCAAGCCCUCAGGGACAUGAAGGACUUUAGUAUCACCUGUGGCUGGGCAGACCAGGAGUGCAGCCGGGAACACGUUCACAUACAGUGGAUAGAUGACGAUCGUAACUUUUUCAAUAAGGGGGUAAUUAGUCCUAUUGAUGGGAAGUCUAUGGAGUUCAUCACCAGUGUGAAAAUCUUCCAGGGUUCAGAGUUCAAGGCUAAUGGGAAGGUCAUCCGCUGGACAGAGGUGUUUUUCCUACAGAGUGAGGACCAGCCCAACGGUCUGAGUGACCCUGCUGACCACAGUCGCCUGACGGAGAACGUGGCGAGGGCAUUCUGCGUGGCGCUCUGCCCACACCUCAAACUGCUGAAGGAGGAAGGCAUGGCUAAGCUGGGCCUACGGGUCACCCUCGAGUCUGACCAGGUGGGUUACCUAGCAGGAAGUAAUGGCCAGCCUCUCCUCUCCCAUUACCUGAGGGACCUGGACAGUACUCUGAUCCCUGUCAUCCACAGAGGGGCGUGUCAACUCAGCGAGGGACCUGUCGUCAUGGAGCUGGUCUUCUACAUCCUGGAAAUCCUCUCCUAGGAGACGGAUGCACCGCUUAGCAACGGACCAACACCCCGAUCUCCUAGUUCUCUCUCUCCCUCUCGUCCUCAUCCUCUAUUUUUCCUUGCCUCUCCUGUUUUUCAGAGAGAGGCUGUGAGGGGCAGCUAGCUGAUGUUGCCAUCCCUUCAACAGACAGCUGUGGGGAUGGUUACCAGCUAGCUGAUGUUGCUAUCCCUUCA